AAUGCAAGUGUGUAGACUUGAGAUCUCCAGGAGACAUCAUGGUCCAGUCUCUUGGCUUAGUCAAUUUCUUCCUCUUCAUCUUUGCAGUGCUGCUCCUCUAUCAUUACAGCAGUACCUUCAGAUAUUAUUUUAAAGUUUGCUUUUUAAAUAUUUGGAUAUUUGUUGUGUGCGGCAUGGUACUUCCUGUUUUAGCUGCCCGGGGAAGAAAUGUAGCAAACAUGAAAGUUCUUGCUUUUGUCAUGAAGCCGGUGAAAUACUUCCUUGGCAUAAAGAUCAAAGUGCAGGGUGCUCAGAACUUACAUCUGGAAGGGCCGUAUGUCAUACUUGCCAAUCAUCAAUGCAGUGUGGAUGUGCUUGGGAUGCUUCAGAUCUUGCCAGAGCGAUGCAUCUUGAUUGUCAAGAAGGAGCUCAUACACUAUUUGACUGUCGGUAUUGCUGGGUGGCUGAGUGGCUUCAUUUUCAUUGACCGCAAGGAAAGAGCAGCAUCUAUCCAUGCCAUGGCGAAGGCAGCAGACACCAUUGUCCGGGACAAUCUGCGAAUCUGGGUGUUCCCCGAAGGCACUAGAAACUAUGAUGGCAUCACUCUGCUACCCUUCAAGCGUGGGCCCUUCCAUCUGGCUGUGCAAGCCCAGGUGCCAGUCAUUCCUGUGGUAAUGUCCUCCUACCAGAACUUCUUCAGCAAGAAAAAUAAAAGAUUCACAACAGGGGAAGUGACAAUCCGGAUCCUCCCUCCAAUAAAGACUGAGGGAUUGAGCCCAGCUGAUGUCCCAGAAUUAGUAGACUGUGUGCGGAAGAUAAUGCUGUCCACAUUCUAUGAGAUCUCAACUGGGAACCAAGAACGCAUCCCCAAAGAAGACACCUCUCGAACCACCAAUCACCAGGGAUCUUAGAAACCAGUCCUUUCCCCCACAUGUGCUCCCCCCCCACAGUGGGUAUUACAGUUAUCUAACCUCUUGACCUAAGUGCCCUCAGUGAUUUAGCCCUUGCACCUACUGUGAACCAGGAAAGCUUCCCGUGAGAAGGCAGCUACCAGCUAAUGGUUAGAAGACAGAGUGACAUUUUAGACAUCUGCAGAUGUACCUCUCUGCAUGGGAAGCAGGCUAGUUUCUCACAACAGAGGAGAAUAGUGCCUGUACAGUUUGCCUCAUAUCUCACGUUCUACCAUUACUAUUGUUUUAAAGUAAACAUCUGGGGAUUAUGGCUUAUUGGGACCACCCCCCUUCUGCAGACUUCCAUAAGGAUAGCCAUAUUAGCUUGCUGAAGCAAAAUCAGCAAAAUGUCUAGUGAACCUUAAAGACUAAGUAAUUUAUUAUGGCAUAGGACAAGAGUCUACAUCAGAUGCAUGAAGUGUUAUCAUGACACAUGGUUGCGCAGGGUGUGUGAAUGUAAUCAGUGUUGUUGUUAAUCAUACUACAUGUGUUAAUUGGCUUUCUUUCUUCUUCUUCGGUUUAUAUCCUGCCCUUCCUCUCAAAAGGAGCCCAGGGCAGCAAACAAGGAAUAAAACAAUAAAAACAUAUUUAAAAUAAUUCCAAUACAGAUGCAGACUGCAUUGCUGAUGUUGCACCGAGUGGGCCCCUUAAUGCAUGUGUUGGACUUAAAGUGGAUUCAAGUAUCCAGGUGGGCACAGCUGGGUCAGAUCAACUCCUCCUAGCUAACCCACCCACAUCUGAGGAAUACACACCAGAUCGGCACCCUCAUCCAUGAUCAUAUUAUGGGAUGAGUGUGGCCUUAUUGUGUACCAAUCUGGCAUUAAACAACAGCAUGAGCAGUCCAGUGGGCAAAGCAGAUGAACAACCAAGGAACCUGUCCAUGGGAGGAGGGGGAACAAGGAGCGAGGCAUAGAUAGCCUUGCCUUUGUCUUCCAUUACUUCCAUAGCUAUACCUCCCUCUACCCCUGAUCACUGAAAUUGGGGUGGUAUCACCCCUAUCCCUCCCUAUGCAGGCUGCUCCUAAACACAUGAUUGUGGUUGUUUUUAAUGGUUUUAAAUGCAGUGUUUUAAGGUUCUUGUAACCAACCCUGGGACCUCUGGGUGAAGGGCAAUCAACAAAUGCUAAUACUAAUUAUAAUGAUGAUGAUGAUUAUGCUGAUGAUGAUACAAACAACAGCCCACCAACAAAAUCUCCUACAACCAAUUAUCCCAGUAGACAUCUGCAAGAAUUGGGAACAGUGUCACUGGAAGUACACAAGACCUAUCAAAUUCCUGUAACAUUGGGGCACUUCUAUUCCCCGUCUGUCUCACACCCAGGGAGGGCAGCCUUCUGUCAGUUGUACUCUUUCUUUCUGAAGGCAUCUGAACACUUUCUCCUAACAUUCACUGCACAGGCUGUCAUCCUGCACAGGAAACACACGUGCCUGAGGCCCUCCCAGCUAUCUAACCUCCUUCAGAUUGGGAAAUAAAAAAAAAAGAAGGGGGGUAGUGCCCUCUCCUUUGGGAUUCCCCAAGGGACUAUAUACACGGUGGUGUCAUUCCUUUGGUGCUGGCCAAGGGCUGCUGUCCUUUUAUGCUCUCUGACCCAGCUGAUACAAGAGGCUGCAAGACUGAGUGCAGCUUCUCUUUGGGCUCUCAGCCAGGCAGGGGGUCCCAAUCCCUCAGUAUCUCAAGAGAUAGCAAUCCAGGGGAGCAAGCAAUGCACCCAGAUGUUCAAGUACUCACUCCCAGGGUAGGUCUUGUCCAAUUGUAAUGGCAGAUGUCUAUAUCACCAACAUCCAUUUUCUGAAUGGCCGCUGUUCAUACAUUUGUCACCAGCUUUCUGCAUUUCAUUUUCUCUGACCUCUUUAUAAUCCUCCAACUGUCCGGCUAGCUACCUACCUGCACGUAACUCAGGAUAACACUUCAUGCAUCUGAUGAGGUGGGCUCUAGUCCAUGAAAGCUUCAGCACAUACUGCAUUCGUUAGUCUUUAAGGUGCCACAAAACUCUUUGUUGGUUUUUCCUCCCCGUGCUACAGACAAGCUUUUGGUGUUACAGGGCUGUUGUUGUUUGUUUUAAAUGGUACUUGCUGACUUGAGCUCCUUGGAAAAAAGGCUGGAUAUUAAGAU
This is a messenger RNA of Rhineura floridana, 3038 nucleotides long. RefSeq names its product 1-acyl-sn-glycerol-3-phosphate acyltransferase alpha-like. NCBI's taxonomy places the organism in Eukaryota, Metazoa, Chordata, Lepidosauria, Squamata, Rhineuridae. The coding region runs from base 39 to 890 and encodes 283 amino acids. Gene Ontology annotation, cellular component: endoplasmic reticulum; membrane. Gene Ontology annotation, biological process: phosphatidic acid biosynthetic process. The record is from RefSeq and is a predicted model, not a curated record. The transcript is spliced from 6 exons. Gene Ontology annotation, molecular function: 1-acylglycerol-3-phosphate O-acyltransferase activity.